Messenger RNA from Diaporthe citri, 432 nucleotides. RefSeq lists its product as uncharacterized. NCBI's taxonomy places the organism in Eukaryota, Fungi, Ascomycota, Sordariomycetes, Diaporthales, Diaporthaceae. Bases 1 to 432 code for a protein of 143 amino acids. The record is from RefSeq and is a predicted model, not a curated record. The transcript is spliced from 2 exons.
AUGCAAAUCCUUGCGACGAUCCUGGGCCUUGCUGCCACCGCCGCUGCUAUUGAUGCCCGACUCUACUACAACCGCGGUUGCAGUGGCAGUGGCGUUCAAUGCGGCGGUUUGAACCCGGAUACUUGCUGUCCCGCAGGAGGGAACGACUUUGGGAGCGUUGAAUUCAGAUUCAUCCCACUCGACUGGACUAUUGAGGGCAGGGGCCAUUCCGGUGGCAACUGCAACAAUUUGCAAGAGAGGGGCUACCCUACCAGGGUCGACUCUAUUUGCCUUAGCCUGGGGCCAUUCUCUGGUGCCGGUUACGGCUUUAGGAACAAGAAGCGCGGAGAGGCCGAAUAUGCAGACUGCGCAAAGACCGAUUCCAUUUUUACCGAAGAUGGGGUCAACUAUAACCUUGCUGAUUUGGACGAUGAUACUGUCGCUAAACUGUAA